AUGCUGAACAUGUUCCUCUCCUAUCUCAAGGCCGAAGUGAGUCGUCCUAGUCCACGUUUACGUCCAGUUCUCUGUGCUGUGCUUGCCUUAAUUUCCUUUAUGCAAAAUGCGAUCAGUAAUCUCGACCAAUUACGCCAACCCAGUUCAGUUGGACGGGUCCAUCAUGCUAAGUCUAGUAGCUCUGGGUGUCGGGGAGUGCGUGAUCGCACUGAAACGCGCCUGUUCAAGAUUGCCGGGCUCCUUUUAUAAAGAAACAAGCGGAUUACUUACAAAUCGGACGACUUUUUGCCACCGUCAUGGUCACUGCUGCUCAAGAGUAAUAUGUCGUCAAUUUUCUCCGUCUCGGAUCUGCAAAUGACGAUAUUUCUAUUUUAAGCCUUUCAGCGUCCACAGCAGUCCUAAAAGGCUGUGUUCAUUAGUUCAUUUCUUCGCCUGUAUAUGCAAGUAGGCGAGCCACGUAUACGAAAUCGGUGUGUGCUCAACAAAAUCUCCAUCUAAACGUGCCAAUACAUCUAAUUAGACCAUUGUUCAACGUUACGAUGGGCUCUUGAUGUAUUGGAUACAUUCCGAACGCCCCCGUAUUUUUCUUGACGCUAUCAAAUUGGACAAUUGUCCUCACCGACCUGACUGCCAUUUCUGUGUACCGUCAAUUCGGGCAACUUCAAGUUACAUGACACAUCACGACCCUUUGAUCCGGCUUGAACCAUGUGUUAAUUGUGUAUGAGAUUACUUCAGCCCUUCCUCUUCGAACCGCCUUGGCAGGACGACAAGAGCAACCUCAUUGUGUAAUUGCAACAACUCGAUGUCAUCCUAUAUCACAGUGAGCUGUUACCGUACCAGGAUUCUUUUCAGUCGAUUAUGCUGCUGAACUGUCAUCAUCCUGCUCAUUGAUUAAGAUACCCCAGUUUCUUAACUGAAUGCGACAUUUCGGACGAGCUCGGACUCAACAGCCAUCAGCCAAAAGUGGCGAUUCCGUAGUCCUGGCUGCAGGCUGGUUGCAUAUAACGGGUCUCGCUUGUGAUCCACUCUCCCUUCAAGGUUGCCGGCUGGUUUUUCUGAAACGGAGUUGAGCACGCUGCCAGGCGUUUUAUCUUCCAUUUCUACCCGAGUCUUGGGUUAUCACGAGGGUAAUUGCGCGGUCACCGAUGCCGGUUCGAGUUAGUGGGUGCUGUAAAAUCUGGUGGACUGCCUAGCGUUUAUUUUGGUAAACUUGCUUUUUCCUCACCGACACGUUCCCCCUUCGUUUACUUAAACGACCCAAAGUAGCUUUUCUUGACUGGGAUCGCAUAAAAAUAACAACUUAAGAGUUUCCAGCAAUUUCACACAAAGCAGACUUCAUACUCACCUUGUCUGGAGCCAGUAAAACGUUCGUAAUCCCUUUUUGAGUGGUUUCGGUUACAGAAGUUACCCUAAUGUUUGAUUGUUUUUCUGUUUCCUCAAAAACCCGUCGCCAACAGGUCACGGAAACCUCUUUAUAACUGCAAUCGAGCUCCUCUCGCAAUUCGUACGGCUAUCUUCUGUCGAUAUCGUCCCAGCACCAUCUUCUAAUACGCUUAGUUCAUCUGUAGAAUACACCUCGACAUCUUGACAGAUCGGGCAGUGUUCAGGAAGUGAGUUAGUUAAAUGGAAUGUGCAAAACGCAUUAUUGAAUGUCGAACGGAUAUGAGAGUUUGCUCUGGACAGCAGUGUAGCGAUAGCGGCCCAGAAUGCAGCAGUACUUCUUACCGCCUAGUUCCAUUAGCCGUUACAGGGAUUCGCACGGAGUGGAACUGCAAAUUGCAACGAAAUCAGCAAAACAGACUGUCGCUGUUGUUGGUAGUUACGGUGGUUGGUUCAUUCAACUCCAACUCAGAGUGCGACCUAUUUCUGUCUGAUCAUUGCACUAAUAUCAUCCAGCAGACAUGCAGCCUGUACCAGCUUGUUUCCCUGUAAUUUUUCUAAUUUUUUUACAGUAGUCUCAGGGGCUUCUCUUCCCACCCCCCGCAUCUGUAUGUGUGUAUUGCACCUUUUAGGACUAUGGAGAAAUGGUCCGUCUGGUGGAAGACAUCGAAGCCCUUCAUACACAUCAAAGUAUGAUUAGUCUUCCUGCCAUCCAGUACUACUAUGCAUUUGCUUUGAAUCGCCGCAACGGGAAGGGCGACCGAGAAAAGGCCCUUAAAGUAAUCAAUGAGGUACGUGAUCCCAGUAAAGUUCUUCCGCCUAUUUUUCCCAAACGACAUUUCGACCGUCGCAAGCGACGAGGCCAAGUGCCGUCCCGAGGAAGGCGCAGCGGUGACUAUUUAUAGUGAAAAAGAAUUGUGUUACGUUUACCUCACUCUGUUUCUACACUCAUCAUCUUCCAAUGAUAAGGAAAUGCCAACAUGGGAUAUGGGCUCGGGCGCCGUGCCCAACAACGCCAACCAACCCAUCUACGCCUGCUACACACCUGCAGGUCCCAAACUCAGAGGAAGAAGGGGUCCGCAUAAGGAUAAAGUAACACAAAAGUCGCACUAAUAAGCCGCUACAGUCUAACUCAGUCUUCAUCAGGAAUGAGUCAGUCCGUCAGUUAGAGAACCUCCAGUGUACGGUUGUUAGUGCGUAAUGAUAAUCGUAGAGCACCUUUACUUAUUUAUCAUGAAAAGACUAGGCGUUGGAUCUGAGCUGGAUCGACCUCGCCCUGUCGUUGUUCCCCAUCCCGUACCAGCGGCAACUCCUUAUCGAACUAAAUGGAGAUGAGAUUGUACGCCGUGGCCGACGAGGUGUAGAGCCACCGUCCGUCACGUGCCACCUACAGGUCAGAAUCCCACUUGAAUUGGCGGUGUCAUAAAGCUCACAUUAAGAAGCUAUUGCAGUCAGACCCUCGCUCCAAAGGAGAUUCGAACUGUCCCAUCAGACAGCAACCUGCCAGGCUAUUGUUUUUUUGUGGUGGAGAAUAUUGUGAAGUAUCGUGAGUAAGAAUACCCCAGAACUCUCCUCACUGUCCUGUUUCGUAUGCACCCAGUGGUUUGUCUACGUGCGGAUCUGCUGCGGUCACAGUGGCUGCCAUGGCGUAAGUCCUCCGCCUAGCGCAUGCAAUAUGCGCAAUAUAGUCGCCUGUCCUCACGACAGUGUCAAACCACACAGUCCGGAUUACGCAUGAGCAGUUGGUGUUGUUUUAGCACGCGUGAAUGAUUAGACAGGUACAUGCGGUGACUGAAGGUGCUGGGUUUGUGUGGUCACAAGUGUUGAAUGAUAUUAUAGCGAUCAGUAUUGUGUAUUUGCAUGCGCUCAAAUGGGCCCUUGCGAUGGUGAACGUGUGCGUACAGAGUGCACAGGGCUGUUGACCGGGGCACCCGACGCUGAUUCCACGGUCGUUCUGCGGUGACUUAUUUUUGUGUUUGUCCACAUUAAUACAUGAUUGAAAUGCGUUGUCACCAUGUGGACAUGUUCGCGCUAUGUCGGGACCUCUGGUAAUUACUGUCUGGAUCCUGAAUUUCCCCCUCUUUGACGGCUACGUGGGUUUCCAACAAGGGCUAACUGAGACGGGAGAUCGGUAUUGCGGUUAGGACAGAUGCGCGUGAGGGGGUUCGUCCACGAUGGUGGUGUUUUGUUAUGUCGGGUAUGGGUUGGUGGUGCUUCAAUUUUGGCUGAAUCCGAAGAUACCUAACAAGGUUGAGCCUGACCAUUAGCGGGCAUCGACAGGGGUCAGGCGUUGGUGGCGUUGGUUCGCUUCACAUCACUGUGGCUUGAAUUGUAACUGUGCACCGGCCUCCUUUGUUUGAUUGUUAUGCCGAUAUCUGCUUUAAUUCUUGCUGUUGUCCGUCAUGGCCUUUGGCUCUGUUCAAGUAUUUUCCUGGUCUUGUGGUUACCUUGGGAGUACUUGCAGGAAGUGUUGCGGUGUUUCUGCCCACCCUGUCUGCGAGCACCCGUAACGACCUCUCCACAGAAGGGUCACUGUGACUGGCGCUCGUCCGCCCUCUUCACAAUGGGAUGAUCCCCGCGAAGUUGGAUCUACUUCAGCAUGACGUGGAUGCCGAGUACGUCAGUUCUUUCCAGGACCUGGGUGUUUGCGUUUCGCCCUCGUGAUUUUACCUUUAAUGUUCUCCGAGGACAACUUGGGUAGAGUGGGUUGAGCUCCAUCGUUUGACUUUGGUAGACUGCCUAACACCACGAAAGUGUCCUCAGGAUGACAGCCCUGUACAACCUGAAUUUCGUGUUCAGGCGGAUCUCACGGCGAUCUCAGAUUGGGCAUUAUCGUCUGCCAAAAGUCCUCGAUUUUUAUGGUCCAUGUUUAAUCCGUUGCCCUUAUCUUGUCUCGAAGGUUUCGUAAUACCACGUUCGAUAUUAAAAGCACUAACCAAUGUCUCUAAUCCCCAUCUUGCCGGUGGAUUCUACCAUCAUUCCUUUUUUCCCUUAGACCUGUUCUUUUACUGUAACCAAAUCAGGCAAUUCGGGUCUCGCCCAUUUCUUGCCGAUUUUGAAUAUGGUUAUUUGGUCUUCGGUUUACCUUCUAACAGGUCCUCCGAACCUGUGAAAUUCCCUCGCCUGACAUGUACGGCCUUGUGGGGCGUAUUCACAAGGACCGUUUCAUCGAGUCAGGCUGUACUGACAAGGAAGCCCUAAAAUUGGCCAUCGACGGUUAUCGGCGAGGAUUUGAAAGACACAACAACGAAUACUUGGGUGUUAAUCUGGCCACCCUCCUAGUCAUUGACGGAGCUGAUAUGUCCUCGGGUCAGGAGCUGCAGUUCGUCUGUGAGUAAGCCGUCCAUGCACUCCUUUUCUUAAAGGUUCUCAACUUGCGCCUGUCCGCUGCGCACGCGCCGACACGCCCUCUUAG
Molecule: messenger RNA, 4795 nt
Organism: Spirometra erinaceieuropaei
Lineage: Eukaryota; Metazoa; Platyhelminthes; Cestoda; Diphyllobothriidea; Diphyllobothriidae
Source: the annotation of a GenBank genome assembly